AUGCCUGCCAAAUCGGCGCAGCAGAGCCCUCGGGCGCCGAAGGCCAGCCCCAAGGCCACUUGCGACAAGGACACGACCGCCAAGAAGUUCUGGAUGAACAACUACGGAGAGACUCGCUGGUACGACGACAUCUUCGGGCGCAACUAUCGGGCCAUCAUGAACCAACCAUUGACACCGAACGUCUACGAGUGCGGCUUCCCGUGUCAGCCCUUCUCCGUCUUCCGCGCGCUCGAGGGGAUGACGCCAGAUCUUUUCAUUUUAGAGAACGUCGAGGGCCUGCUGAUCCAUCGUCCCAAUACAUUGGCAGCCAUCGUGAAACGCUUGCGCGAGCGAAAGUCUGGCUACUACAAUGUGCACCUUAAGUUGCUCAACUCAGUGGACCACGGGGUGCCCCAGAACAGAAAGCGACUGUGGUUUGUGGGCAUCGCGAAGAAAAUCGACAAGAAUACGUUCACUUGGCCAGCGGACAUCGGCAGCGUCAAGAUCGACGACUUCCUGGAUCCCGGCGUGAAGGAGGUCGCGAAGAGCAUGCCUCCGAAGAGCUCUGCGUUCGCCUGGCAGAGCUUCCUGAAGCUCAUGAAGGAUGCCGUUGCGUCGGGGCUGAAUCCACUCAAGGAAACCCUGGUGAUGGACAUUGAGUCUACUAAGCCUGGGUGGAUGGGCCGAAGGGCGUUUGGGCGCAUGGGUAAGAUGGACAUGAAUCCACACAAGAUGGGCCAGUUGAUUGGGAACGCGCAGAGCGCGAACGUUUUGGAGCGCAUCCUGUUCCAGGCGCUCCCGGCCGCAGGCAUCAUCCCGCAGAGCGAACUCAAGGGUCGCUGGGAGACCAGAGCUGCCGCCGCGAAGACGGUGGCUAGCUUUUCGAAGUGA
Messenger RNA from Prorocentrum cordatum, 870 nucleotides. NCBI's taxonomy places the organism in Eukaryota, Dinophyceae, Prorocentrales, Prorocentraceae. The record is from the annotation of a GenBank genome assembly.